Candida tropicalis MYA-3404 is the source of this 1338-nucleotide messenger RNA. RefSeq names its product 1,3-beta-glucanosyltransferase (gene PHR3). The record is from RefSeq and is a predicted model, not a curated record. The coding region runs from base 1 to 1338 and encodes 445 amino acids. Gene Ontology annotation, molecular function: 1,3-beta-glucanosyltransferase activity. Gene Ontology annotation, cellular component: cytoplasm; fungal-type cell wall. The transcript has a single exon. Gene Ontology annotation, biological process: fungal-type cell wall (1->3)-beta-D-glucan biosynthetic process. Lineage: Eukaryota; Fungi; Ascomycota; Pichiomycetes; Serinales; Debaryomycetaceae.
AUGACAAUGUUAGCACAAGCUGGAAUUUAUUUAUUUCUUGAUGUUAAUUCUCCAUUACCUCAUCAUCAUUUAAAUAGAUAUGAACCUUGGAAUACUUAUAAUUUAUAUUAUUUUGAGAAUAUUUUUAAAGUCAUUGAACAAUUUUCUCAUUAUAAUAAUACUUUGGGAUUUAUUGCUGGGAAUGAAAUUGUAAAUGAUCCAAUUUCUGCAAGUGUUGCGGCUCCUUAUGUUAAAGCAGUAGUUAGAGAUAUUAAAACAUAUAUUGAAUAUAAUUCUCCAAGAUCCAUCCCUGUUGGUUAUUCUGCUGCUGAUGAUUUAAAUUAUAGAAUGUCAUUAGCUCAAUAUUUAGAAUGUUCAGAUGAUAAUCCAAAAGAAUCUGUUGAUUUUUAUGGUGUUAAUUCUUAUCAAUGGUGUGGUGAUCAAACUUUUUAUAGUAGCGGUUACAAUAUAUUGGUUAAUGAUUAUAAAGGAUUUUCAAAACCAAUAUUUUUUUCAGAAUAUGGAUGUAAUGAAGUUUUACCAAGAAAUUUUGAUGAGGUACCUGUGUUGUAUACUAAUGAUAUGAUUGAUGUAUUCAGUGGCGGUUUGGUUUAUGAAUUUUCUCAAGAACCUAAUAAUUAUGGGUUGGUUGAAAUUCAACCAAAUGGUGAUGUUAAAAUACUAAGAGAUUUCAUACAAUUGAAGAAAAAAUUUGAUACUUUACCUGAAUUGGAUUACAAUUAUAUUGUACAAUCUAUGAAGGAUAAUGCAAAAGAAAUACAAACAAAAUUAAAGAAUUUCAAAACAUCUAUUCCAAAAUGUGAAUUACUGUAUCCUAAUCUAGAUAUUUCUAAAGGUAUUCCACCAAGUAUAGCACAAACUUUGAUUGAGACUGGUAUGGAUGUGCCACAUGGUAAAUAUGUGGAAUUAACAGCGGAAGAAAUGACAAGCCAUGUAAAGUAUAUAUUGGAAAAUGGGGAAACUUUGAAUAUUGUCAAUACGAUUGACAUUCUAGUGGAUCUUGAAUUUGAAUCUCAUACGAUUAAAUCCCAAAAACUAAAAACGGACACAGUGACGACUUUGUUUGGUAGUAGUUUGUCAGUACAUUCUUCUACUUUGGCAAAGUCAUCACAGACUCAAUCACAGCCACAUACACCUCUUCCAUCGUCAUCUCCUUCUCCUUCUCCUUCUCACUCCGAAUCAGAGCCAUCUGCUCCAAAGGUAGAUCAUUCCCCAGCUCCCAAACACGACCGAGGCUUAACCAGUCCCAUUGACGAAGAAAAUAACAAUGCAUUCAUGGAAAUGUUUCAUAAAGUCAUAGAUCCAGUGAGAAAUUUCUGUGCCAAUCUUUUCAACUAA